AUGGCUGAGUUCGGAGACUUCAUAAGCGCCGCGGGGGAGUUCGGGCGGUACCAGAAGCUCCUGAUACUGCUCCUCUGCCUCCCGCAGUUCCUUACCGCUUUCCACAUGAUCGGCCAGGUGUUCAUGGUGGUGGACGUGCCUCACCACUGUGACACCAGCUGGAUCCGUGCCGUGGGGCCCAACCUGACAGAGGAAGAGCAGCUGAACCUCACCCUGCCCCGGGACGCGGACGGGGCGUACGAGCGCUGCUCCCGGUACUCGCCGGUGGGCUGGGACCUGGGCUCCAUCCUGGCGUACGGCCUGAACGCCACGGAGGGCUGCAGAGAUGGCUGGGUGUACCCCUCAGCACAGCCCCCCUCCCUGCUCACCGAGUUUGACCUGGUGUGUGACAAGAAGGACCUGACUGACAUCUCCCAGUCUGUCUACAUGAUGGGGCUUCUCCUAGGAGCCCUAACCUUUGGGCCACUAAGUGACAGGCUUGGCCGUCGGCCGAUGUUUCUGACCUCCAUCUUUCUCCAGGCUGUGUUUGGGGUGGGAACUGCCUUUGUGCCCCACUUCUAUGUGUACAUGGCCUUCAAAUGUGUCGUGGGGGCUGGAGUGUCCGGGACUCUGAUUGUCACCUUGGCCUUGUCUACAGAGUGGGUUGGUGUCUCCCAGCGGCCAAAGGCAGUGCUUGCUUCUCACUGCUGCUCUGCCCUUGGCCAGAUGAUCUUGGCUGGCUUAAGUUAUGGGAUCCGCCACUGGAGGCUGCUGCAGAUUGCAGGGUCUGCUCCAAUGUUUGCCCUCUUCUUCUACAUCUGGGUGCUCCCAGAAUCAGCUCGGUGGCUGGUGACAAAAGGCAGAGUAGAAGAAGCUAAGAAGCUCCUUCAGAAGGCAGCAGCCACAAACAAGUGCACCAUCCCACCAGGACUCCUGGAGCAGCUGAAGCCUGAGAUACAGAGCAAGCCUGGAAGUGUCCUGGAUCUCUUUCGGAAGAAGCACCUCCGGAAGGUGACCCUGAUCAUGUCAUGCACCUGGUUUGCAGACAGCCUUGUCUACUAUGGAUUGAGUCUGAACGUGACAGGUUUUGGUCUGGACAUCUACCUGACCCAGCUUGCCUUUGGGGCAGUGGAGUUACCAGCUCGGAUUUCCUGCAUAUUCCUUUUUUGGUUUGGGAGGAAGAAAACCCAGGCUCUGCUCCUGCUGCUGUCUGGCUUGAUAUGUCUUGUCAUCACUGGCAUCCCUGAAGACCAGCCCUUGGCAACCACCAUCCUGGCCAUCAUUGGCAAGUCCACAUCCACAGCUGCCUUCUCCACCUCCUAUGUCUACACUGCAGAGCUCUUCCCCACCAUCCUCAGGCAGACCGGCGUGGGGUUGUGCUCGAUGUCGGCGCGGGUGUCGGGGAUCCUGGCCCCCUUGGUGCUUCUCCUGGACCAGUACCACCGGGCCAUCCCCAUGGCCAUCUUCGGGAGUGUCCCCGUAGUGGUGGGGCUGCUGUGCUUCCUGCUGCCCGAGACCCGUGGCACCGAGCUGGCAGAUGACAUGGGGGUGGCUGCCUCCCAGCAGAGCAACAGGAGAUCAUCCACGGGAGACAACCCAGGCCAUGGUGUAGACUUGGAGAACAGCUAA
Molecule: messenger RNA, 1608 nt
Organism: Chaetura pelagica (chimney swift)
Lineage: Eukaryota; Metazoa; Chordata; Aves; Apodiformes; Apodidae
Product: solute carrier family 22 member 13-like
Biological process (GO): transmembrane transport
Cellular component (GO): membrane
Molecular function (GO): transmembrane transporter activity
Source: RefSeq, a predicted model, not a curated record